Erythranthe guttata (spotted monkey flower) is the source of this 2350-nucleotide messenger RNA. Lineage: Eukaryota; Viridiplantae; Streptophyta; Magnoliopsida; Lamiales; Phrymaceae. The record is from RefSeq and is a predicted model, not a curated record.
GGAUAGACUUGAUAGUAGAACGAGGUCCAAUAAGAGAUGUGGAUGUUGAUUUUGAGUACCCUCUUGAUGGUUCUUAUAGACAUUUCUCCAAUGUACAUUAUGUCCGACAAUUACCAAAUGGGGAAAAACAUGAGAGAAAGUGGUUGGUUUAUUCAAAGACAGUGGAUAAAAUAUUUUGUUUUUGCUGCAAAUUGUUCAAACAAGAGGGAAACAAGACUCAUUUAGCAACUGAUGGUCUUAAAGAUUGGAAAAAUCUUACAAGAAGGAUAAAGAGUCACGAAGGGAGCAGCGAACAUAUUAUUUGUAUGAGCAAGUGGAUCGAAUUGGAGGUGAGAUUGAAAAAGAAUGAAACGAUUGAUAAAAGUUUGCAAGAACAAAUCAGCAGAGAGAAAGAUUAUUGGCGACAAGUAUUGAUAAGGAUAAUUGCCCUUGUGCGAACUCUUGCUCAACAGAACUUGGCAUUUCGAGGGGACAAUGAAAUUCUCCAUGAAGAUGGAAAUGGAAAUUUUUUGAAAUUCAUUGAAAUGAUUGCUAUAUUUGAUCCUGUUAUGCAAGAGCAUGUACGAAGAGUUCAAACACGUGAGAUUCAUUAUCAUUAUCUCGGUAGCAAGAUUCAAAAUGAAUUGAUUCAUUUAUUGGCAAGUGAAGUUAAGAGUGUCAUUGUGGAAAGAAUAAAAAAGGCGAAAUACUUCUCUGUUAUACUUGAUUGUACGCCAGAUGUAAGCCAUAAAGAGCAAAUGACUCUCGUCAUACGAUGUGUAGAUGUUACUGUAAGCCCAAUAAAAGUUGAAGAGUUCUUCUUGGAGUUUUUAAAGGUGGAUGACACAACAGGACUUGGGCUUUUUAGUGAACUCGAGGAGGUACUCAAAACUCUUGAACUAGACAUCAAUGAUAUUAGAGGUCAAGGUUACGAUAAUGGGUCAAAUAUGAAAGGGAAACACAGAGGUGUACAAAAACGAUUACUUGAUCAAAAUCCAAGAGCUUUUUACAUGCCGUGUGGUUGUCAUAGUCUUAAUCUUGCACUCUGUGAUAUGGCCAAUUGUUGUCUCAAGGGUAAGAACUUUUUUGGGGUUAUCCAACGUAUAUAUUGUUUAUUUUCAGCUUCAACGAAGCGGUGGGAAAUUAUGAAAGCAAAUGUAACCGGUCUUACUCUUAAGCCAUUAUCACAAACACGAUGGGAAAGUCGCAUUGAAAGUGUGAAACCACUACUGCGGCAAACUGAAGAAGUCCGAAAUUCAUUACUUGAGUUGGCGCAUAGCGAUGAGGAUGGUACAAUAACUAGUGAAGCUGAAGGUUUGGUAACAAAUGAAUUUGAAAACUUUGAAUUUUUGAUAAGCUUGGUUGUCUGGUAUGAUUUAUUAUUUUUUGUUAACACCGUGAGUAAGACAUUUCAAAAAGAAGAUAUGCAUAUGGAUGAAGCUUUGGGACAAUUAAAAGGACUCAUCUCUCUUUUGGAAGAAUACAGAGAAACAGGUUACGAGAAAGAUAAAAUUGAAGCUACGACCAUUGCCGAAAAGUUGGGGAUUCAACCCGUAUUUCGGGAAAAACGGUUGAUUAGAAGAAAAAGAAAAUUUGAUGAGAAUCAGAAUGAACACGUACCCCAAUCAUCAGAAGAAACCUUCAGAAUUGAAUUUUUCAUGUAUGUCAUUGACCAAGCUCUUUCCUCAUUAAGAGAAAGAUUUGAAGAAUUUCGAAACUUUGAAAAACGUUUUGGGUUUUUGUUAGAUCUAAAAAAGUGGAAAUUGGUUGAUGUGAAGGUUUGAAAGCUUCUUGUGUUAAGUUAGAAUUAAUUUUAAAACAAGAUGCAGAAGCAGAUAUUGAUGGGGAAGAUCUUUUUUCCGAACUAAGAGUAUUGAGAGAAAUUUUGCCGAAAGAAAUAGAAACGGCAAUUGAAGUAUUGAAUUACUUGAAAGCGAUGGAUGGUAGUUUUCCGAAUGCAUGGGUUUCUUACAGAAUACUACUGACUAUACCAGUUACAGUAGCCUCUGCGGAAAGAAGUUUCUCAAAGUUUAAAUUGAUUAAGUCUUACCUCCGAUCAACAAUGAGUCAAGAAAGAUUAAAUGGGUUGGCUAUGUUAUCUAUUGAAAAAGAUUUGGCAGAAAAAAUUGAUUUCACAAGUUUAAUUAGUACUUUUGCAGCUCAGAAAGCAAGAAGAGUGAUUUUUCAAUGAUCAUUAGUGUACUUAUAGAUUGAUAGUUUAAGUUGUCGGAGCUAUAUAUUAUUUGAAUAUGAAAUAUUUGUCUUAUGUUUUUUAUGCUUAUUGUUUUAUUCUAUGUCCAUUAGUCUCUUAAAAACAGGUAGUGAAUUUAUUUUUAUGCCAUCGUUGAUAAAAUGCAUUAUAUCGACGAGU